This is a messenger RNA of Microdochium trichocladiopsis, 555 nucleotides long. RefSeq lists its product as uncharacterized. Lineage: Eukaryota; Fungi; Ascomycota; Sordariomycetes; Xylariales; Microdochiaceae. The coding region runs from base 24 to 536 and encodes 170 amino acids. The record is from RefSeq and is a predicted model, not a curated record. The transcript has 2 exons.
CAGGCACAAUUGACGGCGAUAUAAUGCAGCUCGCCCCAUCCAAAAAUGUCGCCACCGUCUUGUGCACGACCAUGCGAGCUGUCCCAGGCGCCGUUGUAAUAUGGACCAUCCUCAUGCGCCAAGUGGUGGGAUGGUGGGCAAAGCUUGGGGUCAUGCCGCUUCGCUCGCCUCCGAGCAGGGUAAGAAGGUGCCCGACCCGGCUCUCCUAUGAACUCUGCGAAAAACUUCAAAAACUUCCGUCUUUGGCGCUGGCCGUAUUCCUCAUCAAGCCACACCAUAUGUUUGUUCAGCCUUCCUGGCUUAUCGAAGUUCGUCCGAAUGAUCGACGGAAGAAAUUCUCCCUUGUGUGGAUAGCCCUCCUUACGUGUCUUGUCGUCAAUCAUGUACAAAACUUGGAACAUGAAUCCCAGACCUUUCCUGAGAAAGUGUUUGUUGCCAUACAUAUGGCUCGUUGUCAGGAGGAAGAAAUCAUGCAGCUUCUCCGCAUUCUUGAUGGUCGCGAUUGCCUCCAAGGUGACGGCAUCAUGUCGACCUGAAGUAGCAGUACCAUCACGC